AUGAUGGUCCACUGCGCCGGCUGCGAGCGGCCCAUCCUGGACCGCUUCCUGCUCAACGUGCUCGACCGGGCCUGGCACGCCAAGUGCGUGCAGUGCUGCGAGUGCGGAUGCAAGCUCACGGACAAGUGCUUCUCGCGGGACGGAAAGCUCUACUGCAAGGUGGACUUCUUCCGGCGGUUCGGUACCAAGUGCGCCGGGUGCCUGCAGGGCAUCUCGCCCAGCGACCUGGUGCGCAAGGCGCGCAGCAAGGUCUUCCACCUCAACUGCUUCACGUGCAUGGUGUGCCACAAGCAGCUGUCCACCGGCGAGGAGCUCUACGUCAUCGACGAGAACAAAUUCGUCUGCAAAGACGACUACCUGAGCUCGGCCACUAUCAAAGAGGUCAGCCUCAACUCGGUGUCGUCAUGCACGGACCGCAGCCUCUCGCCGGACCUCCAGGACGGCGGCCUGCACGACGAGCUGAAGGAGACGGACAACUGCACGUCCUCGGAUAAGGAGACCAACAACAUCGAGAACGAGGAGCAGAACUCGGGCGCCAAGCGGAGGGGCCCCCGGACCACCAUCAAGGCCAAGCAGUUGGAGACCCUCAAGGCCGCCUUCGUCGCCACGCCCAAACCGACGCGACACAUCCGGGAGCAGCUGGCGCAAGAGACCGGCCUCAAUAUGAGGGUCAUCCAGGUUUGGUUCCAGAACCGAAGAUCCAAAGAGCGACGGAUGAAGCAACUGAGCGCUUUGGGGGCCCGCAGACACGCCUUCUUCCGGGGACCCCGGAGGAUGAGAACCUUGGGGGGCCGGCUGGAGGACCCCGACAUCCUGGGACCUGCUGCCUACGGCUACUACGGAGAGUACCAAGGGGACUACUACGGACCAGGAAGCAACUACGACUUCUUCCCGCACGGGCCCCCAUCCUCGCAGGCCCAGUCCCCGGCCGAGUCCCCCUACAUCCUGGGCUCGGGUCCCGGCGCCAUGGAGGCCUCGGGCCACCUCGCCACAGACGACCAAAGGUUCACGGACAUGAUCUCCCACGCCGAGACGCCCAGUCCGGAGCCGGGUUCGCUGCAGCCCGUGCCGGGGGAGGCCUAUGGGGGCGGGCCCAGCCCUCCAUUCUCCUUGGCCAGUAACUCCAGCUACAGCGCCCCCAUGUCCCACCAAGGCCCCGAGAUGGGCGAGGCCGCGGCCUGGUGA
Molecule: messenger RNA, 1185 nt
Organism: Nerophis lumbriciformis (worm pipefish)
Lineage: Eukaryota; Metazoa; Chordata; Actinopteri; Syngnathiformes; Syngnathidae
Source: RefSeq, a predicted model, not a curated record